GUUGUGGUGUAUUUGUAGUGUCGAGUUUAAAGUCUUGAAUGAUGAACAACAAGGAUGAUGCCAAGUAUGAGGCUGUUACUGGGGUCAUUUGGGACAUCAAGAGGUGUCCGGUUCCCACUGGCUUUGAUGCUCGUCGGGUCGGUCCGUGUAUCAGACGGUUAUUGGAGAAUUUAGGCUACACUGGUCCUCUCACCAUCACUGCCGUUGGCAUUCUAACAGACGUCUCUGAUGACUUUCUGCGAGCCAUCACUUCCACUGGAGUCACUCUUGAUCACGUCCCCUACGAUUACAAGAGCAUUGUGACAGUUAUAUAUAACUGGACCGAUAGCAAUCCACCUCCAGCCAAUUUAAUGGUCAUAUCCACAGCCUUCGAUAGAACUGUCGGUGAGCUAUCCUUGGAGGGAUACAACAUUCUUCGGCCGUUUGGAUAUGAUCCUCUUGCCUUCCCCUCUACUAAUGCAGAAAUCCUCUGGAGUAACUUUCUCCUCGCAGAUACAGAGGCACUUGGGGAGGAUAAGUGCAGUGGAAAGAGUGAAUCUGUCCCCUGGGUUUGCUCAGUAUGCGAAGAUGUUGAUGGCCAAGGCUAUGAUGAAUUCAAAAGCCAUCUCUCUAGUCGAAAACAUGAACUUAAGGUGUUCAACUGGUUCCCUGAGAAGCAACAGCAUUCAGCACCAAGUGAGUCUCAUGAUGAGGAAGACCAGGAGGAGGCUGUUGAAGCGGGAGUUGAGUCUCCCCUUGAUUCUCAUCCGAAGAAUUCUACUACCAUGUUGAGGAAGCAACCAAAGAAUAAGCGCAAGAAACGUAGUUACUGAAGAAGAAGAAGAAGAAGAGUACAUGGCCCAUGGUGUUGUUCUACUUCUAGCGGCAAACUCUUAUAUAAUAAAUCUUACAAGAAAAU
This is a messenger RNA of Arabidopsis arenosa, 898 nucleotides long. NCBI's taxonomy places the organism in Eukaryota, Viridiplantae, Streptophyta, Magnoliopsida, Brassicales, Brassicaceae. The record is from the annotation of a GenBank genome assembly.